This is a messenger RNA of Triticum aestivum (bread wheat), 1285 nucleotides long. Its product is annotated as vegetative cell wall protein gp1. NCBI's taxonomy places the organism in Eukaryota, Viridiplantae, Streptophyta, Magnoliopsida, Poales, Poaceae. The record is from RefSeq and is a predicted model, not a curated record.
GCCCCGACCCCCAUCUCCCUCGCGCACCCUCUCUCUCGAUCCCCAGCGCCGCCGCCAUCUCCCUCGAUCUCUCUUUCACGCGCGCUGCCAUCCCUCUCCCCUCGACCUGAUCCCCCGUUCUCUUCCUCCCCCUCGUCUCUCUCCCUCACCUUCUCCUCCACCGAGCUAACCAGAGGCCUCCUUGAGCGCUUCCUUGCCUGCAGCCACCAGGACGCCAUGGAUGCACCAACUCGACUCGAUCCCGGCAACCUCGACCCUGCGCUGACUAUCGCCUCUGCUCCGGUCGCCCUCGCGUCUCCAGGCCGCCGUCACGCGCUCUCUCCCCCGCGACCCCGAGCUCCCUGCAGUCCGAGCGCCACGAGGAGGAGCCCCUUGAGCACCGGCCGCCGCCGCCAGUCUUCGUCGUGCCCCUGCUGCCUUCCUUCCCCGCGCCUCCUCCUCGCCAACUCCCUGUCGCCGAGCGUCGAGGAAAGGAGCCCCUCGAGCACCGGCCGCGCGCCGCGCGCCCAACCUCCUCUUCGCCCGCCUCCUCGCCUGUCCGUCGCCGCCGCGGCGCGGGCCCCGCCUGAUGGAUCCCCGAGCAGUCUUCCGGCGCCGCGCCUCCCCGUCACCCGCGUCUCCUCGCGCUGGCCCCGGCCAGCCGGCCACCGGAGCCUCGCCGACGCCCCGUCCUCGCCUCUCCACACGCUCGCCAGGUCCACGUGCCGAGCCGGCCCUGCAGCCCUGUCCCCGGCCUCCGAUGACUCGCCGCGCCCGCCAAGUUCCUGCGUGAGCCUCCUCUGCUCGCUCGCGUGGGCCGCAGCGGCUGCAAGGCCGGUCGUAGCCAGCCAGCCUCGCCUCUGCUCCGAAACCAGGAUCGUCAAGGUCAUCUUCGAGAAUUUUCGCCAAGUACCACGACAUUCGGAGCCCCUUGGAUACGUCAAGUUCGACUACAAAACGUCAAAACGUGUACCACUACCGCCGCCCGAACUUCUACGAACGGUGUACCACGACGAACAUGUACGGCUACAUGAUGACCCGCCAAGACCUCGAACCACUACCAUCGCGAGAACAACUACUUCCACUACCGUCGCCACGUGAACAACUACUUCCUCUACCGACGCCGUGUACAACUACUUCCGACGACGUCCUGUGAACGCCUACUUCCUCUACACCGCUCCGAAUUGCGAACCGUCUCGUUUGAACGCUUCGAAGCUUCGGUUUCGUUCCGGAGUUGUGAGGAUUCGUUCGAAUACAUCCGUUUGUCUUCUUCAUGGACUCGUUCUUCUUCCUUGCGGGAUUUCAG